UCCAUCCAUAAGAAAUUACUGGAGUACUACUGCACCCAGGAUGCUACAUGCAUCUGCGUAUCCUGCUGCGCCUUCGGAGAACAUCGGGGGCAUCAGGUCGCUCUUCUCUACGAGGCCUCCAAGAAGAAGAAGGAGAAACUGAGGAAGGUCAUGGAGAAGCUGACCUCGAAGAGAGAAGAGACCGAAAAGAGGGUGCAAAGUUUACAGGAACACCGGCAAAAAGUGGAAGAGAAGGCGUCGACCAUCACCGAGAGGGUUACCCUCUUGUUCAAGGAGAUUCGAGAAGAGUUGGAGGUCUUGGAGAAGAAGGUCUUGACCGAGAUCUCCAGUCAAGAGGAGCAGGUUUGCCUUCACGUGACCGACCUCAUCCAACAACUGGAGGUGGAGAAGGAAGAGCUGACCAAGAAGAUGCAAUGCAUCGAAGAGUUGUGCAACGUCACCGACCCGUUGACCGUCUUGCAAGGACGGGAGUCGGAGGCCGCCAACUGUUACGUCGCAGAGGACGGAGAACAUGGCGAGAAGAAGAGAGAUGACAAGAAGGUCCAGGCCGUGUGCGAUCUGGAUGAAGGUCUGAUCUCGGUGAUGAUACACACGGCCUUAACGGACAUCGUGACCGGUCUAAAUGUCAAGAGAGGCUUCAACAUGAAGGUGGCCUCCAAUAUAAUACUGGACGUCAACACGGCCGGAGACUACGUAGCGGUGUCCCGUGACUUGAAAAUGGCCUCCUGGUCAGAGACUAAGCAGUGCCGACCCAAGACCCUGGAACGGUUCGUCAAUUAUCACAUAUUAAGCACCAGGAUAUUCACCACUGGACAGAAUUACUGGGAGGUGGAGACCAGCGAAUCCGGCUACUGGAUGGUGGGACUGGCCUACCCAAGUAUCGAGAGAAAAGGAGACCGGGCCGUGACCGGCUACAACAAAAAAUCCUGGUGCCUGCGGAUGUCGGAUAAGAUGCACUCGGCCAUACAUGACUCGAAGAUAAACCCUCUGUUCCCCGACACAUCGGUGCAAAGGCUCGGCAUCUACCUGGACUACGAGGCAGGCCGUCUGUCCUUCUACCAGGUGUGCGAGUCCAUCAGGCACCUGCACACCUUCAUCGCGCACUUCACAGAGCCUCUUCACGCCGCCUUCUGCGUGUAUAAUAAUUCCUGGGUCCGGAUCAGGAGCUGAGACGUCUCGACUUUAUGACCUUGGGUGGUCACGGUGCUGAUGGGAUUGGGCGGUGAUGAGGGAUAUUGUCUUGUAUCGCAACUGCCGGGGGUCAGUGUCUGGGCUGUGCCGCUUCUACAUGGUGCAAUACAAUGAGGGGCCCUGCGUUUCGAGCUUUGUACUUGCUGCUAUUUUACACAUUGAUACACGAGACUCUUUUGCUACGAGAAAAAAUUGAUAUUUUACUAUUUGUAGGUACAUGCGAGAUACCCCCAUAAUAGAGCUCUGACGUCACCACUAGGGGCAGUGGUGUAGCUACAGGGGGUGAAGGGGUUACAAAACACAGGACCUGUCGCUUCUCCAGACGUGGAGACACUUGCAUUCCCCAUGUAAUAAUAAUUCUGGAGUAUCUGUUCUCAUGACUCUAUGUUGUGCGGUUCCUUUAUUAUUCCUCCUAGAAGUUAUGAAUAAAUUGCUAGGAACUUGCAAUAAAGGUCCAGAUGGAUGUCACUAGUUAGAGUUCCUAAAUAGUCUGACUCCAUCCAUUCGGUGCUGCCAGGGACAUCUAGACCUAACUUCUAGCAGGAAUAAUAGAGGAAUGGCACAACAUUGAAUCAUUAGAAUAGAUGCUCCAGAAUUACUAUGAUGCUCCAGGAUGCAUGUAAUUGCCAAAACAGACAUGUCAGGAGAGGGGACGGGUCCUCAACCAUAGGGGGUACUAUAAAUUGCAUGUAAUAGCUGGGGGGGGGAGGGAGGGGUGUCUGCUAAGGAUGCUGCGGGGGGGUGUACUCUCUGCAGCUUGUACAUUUUUGGUAGAAUGCAUCUUAAGGAACAUUUCCACCCAAAACUAGAAAAAUACCCCAAAAAAGUCAAGCACCCUAAGGCCCCUUUCACACGGGUGAGUUUUCGGCGUGGGUGCAAUGCGUGACGUGAUCGCAUUGAAUCCGGAUUCAUUCAUUU
Molecule: messenger RNA, 2109 nt
Organism: Bufo gargarizans (Asiatic toad)
Lineage: Eukaryota; Metazoa; Chordata; Amphibia; Anura; Bufonidae
Product: tripartite motif-containing protein 14-like
Exons: 1
Molecular function (GO): zinc ion binding; protein binding
Source: RefSeq, a predicted model, not a curated record